AUGCAGAGGGCGUCAUGCAGAGGGCGUCAUGCAGAGGGCGUCAUGCAGAGGGCGUCAUGCAGAGGGCGUCAUGCAGAGGGCGUCAUGCAGAGGGCGUCAUGCAGAGGGCGUCAUGCAGAGGGCGUCAUGCAGAGGGCGUCAUGCAGAGGGCGUCAUGCAGAGGGCGUCAUACAGAGGGCGUCAUACAGAGGGCGUCAUGCAGAGGGCCUCAUGCAGAGGGCGUCAUGCAGAGGGCGUCAUGCAGAGGGCGUCAUGCAGAGGGCGUCAUGCAGAGGGCGUCAUGCAGAGGGCGUCAUGCAGAGGGCGUCAUGCAUGCAGAGGGCGUCAUGCAGAGGGCGUCAUGCAGAGGGCGUCAUGCAGAGGGCGUCAUGCAGAGGGCGUCAUGCAGAGGGCGUCAUGCAGAGGGCGUCAUGCAGAGGGCGUCAUGCAGAGGGCGUCAUGCAGAGGGCGUCAUGCAGAGGGCGUCAUGCAGAGGGCGUCAUGCAGAGGCGUCAUGCAGAGGGCGUCAUGCAGAGGGCGUCAUGCAGAGGGCGUCAUGCAGAGGGCGUCAUGCAGAGGGCGUCAUGCAGAGGGCGUCAUGCAGAGGGCGUCAUGCAGAGGGCGUCAUGCAGAGGGCGUCAUGCAGAGGGCGUCAUGCAGAGGGCGUCAUGCAGAGGGGCGUCAUGCAGAGGGCGUCAUGCAGAGGGCGUCAUGCAGAGGGCGUCAUGCAGAGGGCGUCAUGCAGAGGGCGUCAUGCAGAGGGCGUCAUGCAGAGGGCGUCAUGCAGAGGGCGUCAUGCAGAGGGCGUCAUGCAGAGGGCGUCAUGCAGAGGGCGUCAUGCAGAGGGCGUCAUGCAGAGGGCGUCAUGCAGAGGGCGUCAUGCAGAGGGCGUCAUGCAGAGGGCGUCAUGCAGAGGGCGUCAUGCAGAGGGCGUCAUGCAGAGGCGUCAUGCAGAGGGCGUCAUGCAGAGGGCGUCAUGCAGAGGGCGUCAUGCAGAGGGCGUCAUGCAGAGGGCGUCAUGCAGAGGGCGUCAUGCAGAGGGCGUCAUGCAGAGGGCGUCAUGCAGAGGGCGUCAUGCAGAGGGCGUCAUGCAGAGGGCGUCAUGCAGAGGGCGUCAUGCAGAGGGCGUCAUGCAGAGGGGCGUCAUGCAGAGGGCGUCAUGCAGAGGGCGUCAUGCAGAGGGCGUCAUGCAGAGGGCGUCAUGCAGAGGGCGUCAUGCAGACUUUGUGA
Molecule: messenger RNA, 1209 nt
Organism: Knipowitschia caucasica
Lineage: Eukaryota; Metazoa; Chordata; Actinopteri; Gobiiformes; Gobiidae
Source: the annotation of a GenBank genome assembly